Molecule: messenger RNA, 1117 nt
Organism: Osmerus eperlanus (European smelt)
Lineage: Eukaryota; Metazoa; Chordata; Actinopteri; Osmeriformes; Osmeridae
Gene: hce2l1
Product: high choriolytic enzyme 2-like 1
Exons: 7
Coding region: 1-711 (236 amino acids)
Biological process (GO): proteolysis
Molecular function (GO): zinc ion binding; metalloendopeptidase activity
Source: RefSeq, a predicted model, not a curated record
AUGAAUGCAAUGGACAAGAUCUUGGCAACCAAUGGAAGACUGGGCCACCCCAGAGGGAUAUUUUUCAAGGAAGGAGAUAUUGCGAAAACCUUCAUAUUACGCAGUGCCCUAUCCUGUCGUGAAAACACCUGCUUGUGGCCAAAAUCAGUUGACGGAUUUGUCUAUGUUCCCUACAUCAUCUCUCACCAAUACGAUGAUAUGGAUAGAAUAACCAUAGAGACAGGGAUGCAGGACAUCUCCUCUAAAACAUGUGUGAAGUUUGUUCCACGUACCCACCAGCAGAGUUAUGUUGAUAUUCAGUCCAGAUUUGGUUGCUGGUCGUACUUGGGGCAGACCGGGGGCAGCCAGCUCCUCUCCCUGCAGUCUCCAUUCUGCAUGUGGUCCGGCGUGGCCUCCCACGAACUCAUGCACGCCCUGGGCUUCGUACACGAACAGUCCCGCUCUGACCGUGAUCGUCAUGUCACCAUCCUGUGGGAAAACAUCCUGCAAGGUCAGGCCCACAACUUUAAGAAGUAUGACACAAACAACCUCAAUACAGCAUAUGACUAUGGCUCCGUCAUGCAUUAUGGAAGGUACGCAUUCUCAGAGAACGGUGAGCCAACAAUUAUACCGAAACCUGACCCUCAGACUCCUAUUGGCCAGAGAGAUGGACCCAGCCCCUUGGACAUACACAAAAUAAACAUCUUGUAUGACUGCGGUGGCCAAGUCUGAUGAAGAUAAACACAAGCUCAACAAUCCAUGUUUAAAGUAAUGAAGGAUCCAGGUUUAUCUAAUGUGCACUUAAAGAUGAGAUCAUGUGAUUAUGGAAAUAAAGGUGUGUUUUGAUAGGAAGCAUGGUCAGUUAAAGUGAUGAGACGAGAAGACGGUGUGAAGGUCUGUACUUGCGGUGCUGGGCUGUUGGAGAAUAUAUUCUGUUGGUAAAAUCAAUCCCCUUUAUACAAAAAAGCACAGUUACAAAUAACAGUGUUAACCAAAAUGCUGUACCCAAAGAACGGAAUUAGUCUUUGAGCACCAACAAAAAGACAUACUUUAAACAUGAAUCCCUCUACACAAGACAACUGAUUUAAUGCUGCACCACUUAUUCAGAUUCAUAGGCCAAACAAAAGAAGUGGGUCUU